UUAUUUAUUUUGAUUUGAUAGUUUUUUUUUAUAGAAAAAAUAAACUGAAAAGCAGUACUGUUAUAAUAGUAGGGAUUUUAGGAUUUACGUGAAUUUCGUGUAAUAAAUCAAGAGAUAUGUCCAAGCCUAUUACAUUUGUUACCGGCAAUGCCAAGAAAUUAGAGGAAGUUAUUCAAAUAUUAGGUUCUGAUUUCCCUAGACAACUUGUUAGUAAAUCGGUAGAGCUUCCCGAACUACAAGGAGAGCUAGACGAAAUAUCAAUAUUGAAAGCUAGGGAAGCGCAUAGACAAAUAUCUGGACCAGUCAUUGUGGAAGACACGGCACUUUGUUUCAAUUCUUUGAAGGGUUUACCAGGACCUUACAUCAAAUGGUUCCUUCAGAAACUGGGGCCUGAAGGCUUAUAUCAAAUGUUACAUGGCUUUGAAGAUAAAUCUGCACAAGCUGUAUGUACUUUUGCCUAUCACACUGGUGAUGAAAAUGAGGAGGUUGUUCUUUUUCAAGGCAGAACUGAUGGGAGUAUUGUGAGCCCUAGAGGGCCUAGAGAUUUUGGGUGGGACCCCUGUUUUCAGCCUCUUGGCUAUGAAGUUACUUAUGCAGAGAUGCCAAAGAGUGAAAAAAAUAAGAUUUCACAUAGGUAUAAAGCAUUGGAGUUACUUAGGAAACAUUUUGUGAAAUCAGAAGUGUAGUUCAGAAGAUAUUCAGUCAAUAUAGUCAUAAGCAUCAUC
Molecule: messenger RNA, 725 nt
Organism: Phaedon cochleariae (mustard beetle)
Lineage: Eukaryota; Metazoa; Arthropoda; Insecta; Coleoptera; Chrysomelidae
Source: the annotation of a GenBank genome assembly